Molecule: messenger RNA, 2932 nt
Organism: Tupaia belangeri chinensis (Chinese tree shrew)
Lineage: Eukaryota; Metazoa; Chordata; Mammalia; Scandentia; Tupaiidae
Gene: DLGAP5
Product: DLG associated protein 5
Exons: 19
Coding region: 124-2688 (854 amino acids)
Biological process (GO): signaling; chromosome segregation; G protein-coupled receptor signaling pathway
Cellular component (GO): cytoplasm; nucleus; spindle pole centrosome
Molecular function (GO): microtubule binding
Source: RefSeq, a predicted model, not a curated record
UUGAAUUUUGCGGAGGCUCGAGUCGUAGGCGCUUCUGUUUCGGAGGCGGCGGCAGUCGUCCAGACCGAGAGGGCUUCUUUAUCUUUAGUUUGGGUGAAGAUUCACGCUAGAAGGUGCCUCAGGAUGUCUUCGUCGUAUUUUGCCAGUAGACACAAAAAGGAUUUAAGUACUAACAUGAUUAGAGCUAAAAUUGCUCACAGGAAAUCACUGUCUCAGAAGGAAAAUAGGCAUAAAGAAUAUGAACGAAACAGACACUUUGGUUUGAAAGAUGUCAACAUUCCAAACUUGGAAGGUAGAAUUCUUGUUGAAUUGGAUGAGACUUGUCAAGAGCUUGUUCCAGAAAAGGCCAAUGUCAAGCCAACGUCGACGAAAACUGUUGUAGAUGAUCAACGAAAACGAAUGCUCCAGAAGUACAAAGAAGAAAAGCAACUGCGAAAGCUGAAAGAGCAGCGAGAGAAAGCUAAACGAGGAGUAUUUAAAGUGGGUCUCUACAGACCUGAUAUGCCUUGUUUUCUUUCAUCAAAACAGAGCGCUGUGAAAACUGAGCCCAAACAGGCUAUUCCAUCUUCGACAAGGAUUACAAGGUCAAAGGCUAAAGACCUAAUGGAGCAGACUAAGAUUAAUAAUGGGAGUGAUGUUCGAGCAGCUCGACCUGGACAGAGACAAACUUCUGAAAAAAAAGUGUUGGACAGAGAGAAAAAAGUUGUACAGCCUGUCGGGCCCACUUUGGUGAGAAUGACCCGAUCAGCCACUCAAGUGGCUAAGCAGGUUGCUGGAACAGUCUCUUCUACCACAACAAGAAAGCCCACCACAGGAGCUACUCAUGAUAAUGAACCAGAAAGAAAAGCACCAAGUAAAGGAAGACCUGCCAAAAAGAUAGAAAUAAAACCUGACAAGGUUAUUUCUUUUAAAAUCGAUAGUGAAGAAAAUACUUUGAAUUCACAAACCAGUGCCACAGGUGGAAUGGCUCCAGAUGGAACCCUAUCAAAAAUGGAAAACUUACCUAACACAAACACUGCAAGAACAAAAUGGAAGAAUUCCUUUGCACCUAAAGACUUUAUAUUUCAGCCACUGGAUGGUGUGAAGACCUAUCAAGUAACACCUAUGACGCCCAGAAGUGCCAAUGCUUUCUUGACACCCAGUUACACCUGGACCCCUUUAAAAACAGAAGCUGACAAGACUCAAGAAGCAGUGAAAGAAAUUUUGGCACAGAAAUAUGAAACGAAUCAUUCUAUUGAGACAAUACAGCAAGAUUCAAGUAAAUUGCAAUGUCCUUUGGAUUCUUUAACAAUUUGGAAUGGAGAACAUGUCUUAAAUAAGAAUGAAGCUACUACUAAAAAUUCAAAUGGCCUUCCAAUAAAGGAAGAAGUCCCAUCACUUGAAACAAAUGAAGGUCAGAUAUCUCAGCCUCAACAUGAUGUGCUGUAUUUCAGAAAUAUUCUCCAAUCCGAAACUGAGAAAUUAACCUCACACUGCCUUGAGUGGGACAAGAAACUUGAACUGGACAUUCCAGAUGAUGCUAAAGAUCUUAUCCGCACAGCAGUUGGUCAGACAAGACUCCUUAUGAAGGAAAGGUUCAAGCAGUUUGAAGGGCUGGUGAAUGACUGUGAAUAUAAACGAGGCGAAAAGGAGACUACCUGUACAGAUCUGGACGGAUUUUGGGAUAUGGUUAGUUUUCAGAUAGAAGAUGUAAACCAGAAAUUUACCAAUCUGUCCAAACUUGAGGAAUCUGGGUGGCAGAACAGCAGUAAUAAUAUAAAUAGAAAAGUCUUUCGGAAAAAAGUUUUCUCGGGAGUAGCAAGUAAACCAAAUCUGGACGAUGGUAGAAGGAUUGCAGCUAGAAAUCGCCUGGCUGCCAUAAAAAACGCAAUGAGAGAGAGAAUUAAGCAGGAAGAACACGCUGAAGCAGCAGCCUCUGUGGUACUGAAGGAACCUGAUAAAAUCGUGUUCGAUGCUGGAUUUUUCAGAAUUGAGAGUCCUGUUAAAUCAUUCUCAGGACUUUCUCUCUCUUCGGAACGUCUUUCUCAAAGACUUAGAACACCCAAGUCUGUAAGCAAAGUUGUGUCUCAGAACAGGGCUGAGAUGGGCCUUUUAAGACAUACUACAUCACCAGAGAAUCCUGAUCCUCAGAGUACCAACUGCGAACAUGUUGAUAAGAAGACUUUGUCUUCAAAUAUCCCUGAAAGCAGAAAAAGCAUAGUAGAAGAUGUUCAGUGUACUGAAUUACAGGAUUUCGUUAAAGGAAGACACGAUGUAGAUAAGAUAAACUUUGAGGCGUAUUGUUUACCCAGUGAAAGAACAAGUUUGCCUCUUCUUGCUGGUGGUAUAGCUGAUGAUCUUGGUACUAAACAAAAAGAAGAAAUUCCAAGUAUUGUGGAAGGAAUGGAACUAAAUUCGUCAAUUACGUCACAGGAUGUUUUGAUGAGUAGCCCUGAGAAAAGUAUACCAUCACAAAACAUCUUACAAGAAGAGGACCCUAAAACUUCUCAAUUAGUACUACUCGAUAAUGAAAGCCUCGCUGCUGAAUGUGACCUUCUUAAUUCACCAGGUCUCUUAAACUGCAGUAAUCCAUUCACGCAGCUGGAGAGGACACAUCAAGAGCAUGCCAGACACAUUUCCUUGGGUGGUAACCUUAUUACCUUUUCACCUUUAAGACCCCUCGCUGAAAAACAAGCAGAAGAAUACUGAAUUUAAAAAUAAAUCUAAACAUUUUUCUUCAUGUUAUCAAUGCUGUCAUAUAUUCUUAGAGUUCUAGAAAUUUGGAGAAUACGUGCUUAGGUUCACUUCUAUUCAAUCCAUAUAUAUAGUGUCAUAUAAUGUUUUAAUAUUCAGUGUUUAUCAAAGUGUAUUUUAGAUAUGAUACUGUUUCUCAAGGGAAGUAGGGAUAUUGUGCACAUUAAUGAUGCAGAAUAAAAGAUAUACUGUGCCUUGC